Molecule: messenger RNA, 1155 nt
Organism: Parnassius apollo (apollo)
Lineage: Eukaryota; Metazoa; Arthropoda; Insecta; Lepidoptera; Papilionidae
Source: the annotation of a GenBank genome assembly
AUGCAAAAACUGACGGAGCGCAUAGACGACCUGAAGCAGAGAAUCGCUGCUUGGGGAAAGCGAAUUCGGCGAUAUACCGAGAGGUCGACACGGUUCAACCAGAAUCGUCUCUUCCAGAGUGAUCAGAAGAGGCUAUAUAAAUCAUUGGAGCGACCAAUGGUAAGUGGAACGGGCCCAGUACCGAAUCAGGCCGACACGGUCGCAUUCUGGCGCAGCCUGUGGUCAGAGCCCGUAAACCACAACGAGGGCCCUUGGACGGAAGUUGUGGCGAGUCAGUGUGCGGGUAUUACGCCCAUGGACCCCGUCACCAUAACGCCGGAUGACGUAGCUGAGGCGGUCCGUAGGGCCCCGAACUGGAAAAGUCCGGGACUCGACGGGCUGCAUCACUACUGGCUGAAGGGGUUCGUGGUGUGUCACACUGUGCUCGCCCGACAGUUUCAAGAGGUUCUCAACCAGAAGUCGCUCCCGAGCCUCUUCACUACUGGGAUCACCCAUUUGGUUCCUAAAGGCCAGACGACUGGUCGCUGUAAUACAAUAGGCAAACGAGUUUUACUUGACCAAGCAACUCUAUCUGUGAUCCGUGAAUGGUGUGCACCUGAACCCGUAAACAACAACGACUAUGCAUGUCAGGCCUGCUGGGGCUUAGCUCAAGGGGUGGUCUUAGGUAGACGAUCUAUAGAUGAACCGAGACCAGUAGGUCACUUCACUGUUUGUCUCCGCUGUGGACGUUCGUUGUCAUCACAACGUGUUACUCACCAACUUCAAACUAAUUCACCUCGUGAAUUGAGAAUUUUUAAUGUUAUUCGAGAACGGAUUGUGCCACAAACUGUGGCGGAAACCAGUCGCAUAUGCCAUUCUUGUUGGGUGUUAGCAGACAGAGCUGCUGUUCAUAUGAUUUCUGGGCCAUCAACCUCCCCUAGACAAAAUACCAUGCCUCGAAUACAACCCCAGCUACUAGAUACUCCAAUUAUACCACUGGAAGAACAAUUGCAAUCUCCACCUACGCCUCAAACUAUGCUAGAAGCUAUUCCUGAACCUGUGCUUCAAUCUCUGCCACAAUCUAAAUCGACUAUUGUGUUACCAGACUACAUGAGGGCUAUUGAAACAGAAAGAUAUGCUGUCCUUAAAAGAUUCUUCUUCCUCGUUAUGCCUUAA